GCUGUUACUCGUAUUUUACUACAAUGGCGGUUGCAUUUUGUUGUGUGUUCAACGAGAGGUCCGUAUAAUUAUUCUUUUCCUAAACUUAAUCAUCUAUUUUCAUGUACUGAGCUUUCCUGCAUGAACGUCGCCAACGUCAGUGAUGUCCUCGUACACAUUUUCGAAAAAGACAUUUACACCUGUGCCCCCCGAGAAAGGAAGUUUUCCGCUCGACCAUGAGGGAUCUUGCAAAAAGAUUAUGAUCCAGUAUAUGCGUUGUUUGUACGAGAAUAAGAACGAGAAUACAAUGUGCAGAGAGGAAGCGAAAAAUUAUCUUGCUUGUCGAAUGGAUAACGAGCUAAUGGCGCGAGAAGAUUGGUCCUCUCUCGGUUUCUCUGACGAGGUCAAGGAGACAUAACAACAGCGAUUUAUUACUAAUCGAUUGUCGCGACGUCGUAGAUUUACGAACAUUUCAGCUGGUUAUCAUUUUAUCUUGAAAAGGAGAUUAACAGGUUUCACGGAUCAAUCUCGAAAUAGUAUAUACGUAUAUAUGUGUUUAGGAAUUAUUAUUUAACACGAUUGGAGCUUGGUGACUAGACAUAAUUGAAUAGUGGAGUUUUAUUCAACAUAUAGUCAGAUUAAAGUGAUUCCAGUGUGGUGGACAGACUUCAAAGAAAAUCAAGCAUUUGAAACAACUUGGUAGCAACAAUAGUACACCUGUCAUAGAGAUUGCAAAUUAAGCAUUUAACUUAGAUCUCUGUUAAUUGUAGUUUCCUGUGGAUCUAAGUAAUUGAAGGCAUUUGAUUUCCGUCAGAUGGCCUAAAAAAUAAUAGCAAACCCGUUGUCGUUGUUUCACUGGCCAAACCUAUUCCAUAUCGUCUGUUGAGAAAACUGAUAGUACAGUUUUAUAUAAUAUAAACAGAAAAU
Molecule: messenger RNA, 906 nt
Organism: Megachile rotundata (alfalfa leafcutting bee)
Lineage: Eukaryota; Metazoa; Arthropoda; Insecta; Hymenoptera; Megachilidae
Product: cytochrome c oxidase assembly protein COX19
Biological process (GO): mitochondrial respiratory chain complex IV assembly
Cellular component (GO): mitochondrial intermembrane space
Source: RefSeq, a predicted model, not a curated record